CCGCCCCUACCCGGCGCGCAGCGGGAGGCUGAGGAUCCGCGGCAGCCAUGGUGUUGAACCCGGUGCUGGGGAAGCUGGUCAGCAAGCGGGUGGUGCUGGCCAGCGCCUCGCCGCGCCGCCAGGAGAUCCUCACCAACGUGGGCCUGCGGUUUGAGGUGGUUCCAUCCUGGUUUAAGGAGACACUUGAAAAGUCAUCUUUUGCAGCCCCUUUUGAGUAUGCUGUGGAAACAGCAAGACAGAAAGCUCUUGAAGUAGCAAACAGAAUGCAUGUAAAGCAUAUGAGAACACCUGAUGUUGUCAUAGGAGCAGACACUAUUGUGUCUGUGGAUGAGCAGAUCUUGGAGAAACCAGUUGAUAAGCAAGAUGCCUAUAGGAUGCUGUCAAGGUUGAAUGGGAAAGAGCACAGUGUCUUCACAGGAGUGGCUAUUAUACACUGCCACAGUAAAGACAGUAAGCUAGAGAUGGAAAUUACUGAUUUCUAUGAAGAGACUAAAGUAAAAUUUUCUGAUCUGUCUGAAGAGCUCCUAUGGGAGUACAUUCAUAGUGGGGAGCCAAUGGACAAGGCGGGUGGAUACGGUAUCCAGGCCCUUGGUGGAAUGUUGGUUGAGUAUGUCCAUGGAGACUUUUUGAAUGUGAUGGGAUUUCCUCUGAAUCACUUCUGCAAAAAGCUAGCAGAAUUGUACUAUCCACCCUCUAAACAUAAUGUACAACAUAAAAAGUAUGACUCUAUCCCUUCUGUGGACACUUUUGAGAACCUAAGUGAUGGAGAGAGUGAAUCUUCAAAUUUCAGAGAGCACAAAGGUGCCAGUAAGUUGGACAGCAGUGGGAAGCAUUCGCCAGGAGGUGUUUUAACUUCUGAAAACAGUUCUGGUGUCAGAACUGGUUUUACAGUACCUUUGGAAAAUCAGAAUGGAGUGUCACAAAGAGCACCAGAAGUUCCAUCUAAAAUUCUAGAGCUGAUGGAUGGUUUUAGGGCUUCAAAGGUUCUGCUUGUAGCCUCUAAGCUGAAGAUAUUUGAUCACCUGAAACAUAAAGGUCCAGCGAAGGCUGUGGAUAUUGCAAAUGAGAUUGGAACCUCUGUAUGUGGAACAGAAAGACUCCUUGAUGCAUGUGCUGCUCUUGGAUUACUGGAGAAGACACCACAAGGUUACAGUAAUACAGACUCAGCAAAUACCUUCCUGACCUCAGAUGGUGAAUACUCACUUCAUGGCUACAUUAUUCAUUCUAAUGAUCACCUUUGGCCUCUCUUUACAAACUUGGAGUCUGCUGUCAAAGAAGGCAGCAGGCAGAACCAUCGAGCCUUUGGAAAGAAAGCAGAGGAUUUAUUUAAGGACUAUUAUCACAGCCAGGAGGGAAAGCAACGUUUUAUGGCUGCCAUGCACAGCAUUGCUCGCCUGACAGCAAGAGACGUGGCUACAGCAUUUGAUCUUUCACAGUUUAAAUCUGCUUGUGAUUUAGGAGGUUGCACUGGAGCUCUGGCUUGUGAAUUAGUACAAAUAUACCCAAAUCUCAAGGUCACAGUAUUUGACCUUCCAGAAGUCAUUGCAAACACCUCUUACUUUCAGCCUUCAGGACAACACACAGCUCCAGUGACAUUUGUAUCAGGUGACUUCUUCAAGGAUAAUCUUCCAGAAGCAGAUCUUUACAUCCUUUCACGUAUUCUUCAUGACUGGCCUGAUGAAAAGAUACAUGUGCUGUUAAGCAAGAUAUCAGCUCUUUGCAGACCAGGAAGUGCCUUGCUAGUGGCAGAAACUGUGCUUGAUGAACAGAAGACACACCCUUCUAGAGCUGUGCUACAGUCCCUCAGUAUUACUGAAGGCUGUGCAAUUUUGCUGGCUGAAAUGGUGUUGGAUGAUGAGAAGAAGAACAGGAGCACAGCUCUGCUGCAGUCUUUGAACAUGCUUGUGCAGACAGAGGGAAAGGAGAGAAGUGGCUCUGAAUAUCAAGCCUUGCUGGAACAACAUGGAUUCACAAAUGUCAAAAUCAGAAUUACAGGAAAUUUGUUAGAUGUCAUUCUCUGUGUUAAGACCUAGAAAAAAUGGAUUUAGUAAAAUCUGGAUGUCUUCUA
Corapipo altera (White-ruffed manakin) is the source of this 2068-nucleotide messenger RNA. RefSeq names its product acetylserotonin O-methyltransferase like (gene ASMTL). Gene Ontology annotation, molecular function: O-methyltransferase activity; nucleoside triphosphate diphosphatase activity. Bases 48 to 2033 code for a protein of 661 amino acids. The record is from RefSeq and is a predicted model, not a curated record. The transcript has 14 exons. Lineage: Eukaryota; Metazoa; Chordata; Aves; Passeriformes; Pipridae.